This is a messenger RNA of Pistacia vera, 6006 nucleotides long. Its product is annotated as sister chromatid cohesion protein SCC2. Gene Ontology annotation, cellular component: Scc2-Scc4 cohesin loading complex. The record is from RefSeq and is a predicted model, not a curated record. Bases 159 to 5741 code for a protein of 1860 amino acids. Gene Ontology annotation, biological process: establishment of protein localization to chromatin; replication-born double-strand break repair via sister chromatid exchange; regulation of gene expression. Gene Ontology annotation, molecular function: chromatin binding. The transcript is spliced from 28 exons. NCBI's taxonomy places the organism in Eukaryota, Viridiplantae, Streptophyta, Magnoliopsida, Sapindales, Anacardiaceae.
UCCCCGCCAUUUGUUUCUAUCAUUUUCAUUUUUCCUCUAGGGCUCAAAACUCUCCCUCUCUCAAAUUCGCCCUAAUUCCCCCCAAAUUCCCCUCCGACCCCUCGCUCUUCAUGCUUUUCCUCUGCAACUCGCCGACUCACCGGUUAAUUACUUAAUCGAUGAGCAGCUUUACAAGUAAUUCAGCUUCGGGCUCGGGCUCAGGUGCGGGCCCGGCCUCCUGGGGCAUCGGACUGUCCAACACCAUACACUCCGAAGUAGCUCCGUGCUUGCCGUUGCCGUCGCUUCAGGUCUUCUGUGGCGCGACGGAUCCGGACCUCUGUCUGUUCGAUGAAGUGAGUACUGGUAGUUAUGGUAGUUAUAGGUCGUUGAAUCGUCCCGAGAUUCUCGCUCAGUCCAGUCGAAUUGCUGAUCUGCUUCGCGAAACCGAUGUUUCUUAUUUGCAUCUUAGAGACCAGCUAAAUCCAGUUUCGUGUAGCUAUGUGGAGCCCUUAGAACUUCACAACCAAGUUCUCCAAUGUGAUGCUGAAGCUUUUGAGUAUGUCACUCCUGGUCAAAUUAAGGAGCAAGUCUCUGGUCGUGCUGUUUUUGAAAGGAAAGACUCUCGGACAAGUGUACCUGUUACAAGUUCUGGUCCGGUUGUUUUUGAAAGGAAAGACUAUCAGACAAGUGUACCUGUUACAAGUUCUGGUCCUGCUGUUUUUGAAAGGAAAGACUUUCAAGCAAGUGUACCUUUAACAAGUGGUUUCCAAAGGGAUUAUAAUGAAUCUCAGAAUCACCAGCUCAACCGUGUUCUUGUAAACGAAAUAUCCACAUCAUCUUCCAGGAAACCAAAAGUCAAGAAGAGAGCUGGUAAUGACUUCUCUUCAUCAGCUCAACGAGAUCCUACUGAGCUUCGAGAUGCUGCCGUUGAGAGCUUCUGUGAGAUGUUGGAGGACUUUUGUGGCAGAGCUACAACUCCCACUGAUGAUCAGAAUGAACCUGAGUGGUUAUCUUUACCUGUUGCUGACAUUAGAAUGCUUGUAAAUGAAAUAAUGUCCGUACGUGCAAAGAAGCUUCUACAUUUGGUUUCAGUAGAUAUUCUUGUGAGACUAUUACAGGUCCUUGAUCAUCAAAUACAUCGAGCAGAAGGUUUGUCAAUUGAUGAACGAGAGCAUCAAGAUUCAGGUGCAGUUGCAACGGUCUUUUGUGCCCUGGAAUCGAUUCAUGCAGCUUUAGCAGUAAUGGCUCAUGAUCAAAUGCCAAAGCAGCUUUACAAGGAAGAGAUCAUUGAAAGGAUUUUGGAGUUCUCGAGGCAUCAAAUAACAGAUGUUAUGUCAGCUUAUGAUCCAACAUACCGUGCUCUGCAUAAACCAAGUGAAAAUGGAGCAUUUGAAGCUGAUGAAGAUGAAGAAUUUGAUGCUGACUUUGGUUCGUCUAGCAAGAGAAGACGCAGUAUCAAGACUGUCAAAGUGAAGAAAUCUGCUUUGAACAAGGUCUCUGGUGCUAUGAAUUCCAUACUUCAGAAGCUCUGCACUAUUCUUGGUUUACUCAAGGAUCUGUUGUUGAUAGAGAAAUUAUCUGAUAGUUGCAUUUUACAACUGGUGAAGACAAGCUUUACAACAUUUUUGGUGGACAAUAUCCAGCUCUUGCAGUUAAAGGCUAUUGGUUUAAUAAGCGGGAUAUUCUACUCAUACACUCAGCAUCGAACGUAUGUGAUAGAUGAAAUACUUCAGCUUCUUUGGAAGUUACCAUCCUCUAAGCGAGCAUUGAGAACGUAUCACCUGCCUGAUGAGGAACAGAGGCAGAUUCAGAUGGUUACUGCAUUGCUGAUUCAGUUGGUUCACAGUAGCGCAAACCUCCCUGAAGCUUUCAGGAAAGCAUCGAGUGGUAAUUCCAUCUUGGAAGUUUCAAUUGAUGCUAUUUAUCCCACCAAAUGUCAUGAAGCAGCAACAGAGACAUGCUGUCUUUUCUGGACGCGUGUUCUUCAGCGCUUUACAAGUGUAAAAACUCAGGAUGCCAAUGAGCUGAAAGUAAUGAUGGAGAAUCUUGUCAUGGAUUUACUGACAACAUUGAAUUUACCAGAAUAUCCUGCUUCUGCUCCUAUUCUGGAGGUUCUUUGUGUCUUACUGCUUCAGAAUGCUGGACUGAAAUCCAAAGACAUCUCAGCACGAUCAAUGGCCAUUGACCUUCUUGGUACCAUUGCUACCAGGUUGAAGCAGGAAGCUGUCCUCUGCAGUAGGGACAGAUUCUGGAUAUUACAGGAACUGAUUGAGGAGGAUAAUGUGGACAAGAAUUACGCUAAAGAUGCAUGUUCUAUUUGUUUGGAUGGAAGAGUUGAAAAAAAGUUGUUUGUAUGUCAAGUUUGUCAGAGACUUUUUCAUUCUGACUGCAUGGGGGUAAGAGAACAUGAAGUACCCAAUCGUGGUUGGUACUGUCAGUUUUGUCUCUGCCGGAAUCAACUUCUAGUAUUACAAUCAUACUGCAAGUCACAGUGCAAGGAUGAUGGAAAAAAGAGUCAGAAUCAGUCGGAAAACAAUUCUGAAGCUUCUGAUACAAUUACAAAACUUGAAAUUGUUCAACAGAUGCUCUUGAAUUACCUUCAAGAUGUUGUCUCUGCUGAUGAUAUUAACCUCUUUGUUCGUUGGUUUUAUGUGUGCCUAUGGUACAAGGAUGACCCAAAAUCUCAACAAAAGCCCAUGUACUCUCUUGCUAGAAUGAAAUCUAAAGCAAUAGUGCGUCAAUCUGGAACUGUUUCAUCCUUGUUGACAAGGGACUCCAUCAAGAAGAUCACUUUAGCACUAGGGCAAAAUAAUUCUUUCUCUAGAGGCUUUGAUAAGAUUCUUCAAGUGCUUCUUGCUAGCUUAAGGGAAAAUUCUCCUAUAAUCAGGGCUAAGGCUUUACGAGCGGUUAGUAUAAUUGUGGAAGCUGAUCCUGAGGUGUUGUGUGAUAAACGUGUACAAUUAGCUGUUGAAGGAAGAUUUUGUGACUCAGCAAUAUCAGUAAGAGAGGCAGCAUUGGAACUUGUUGGCCGGCAUAUUGCUUCACAUCCCGAUGUUGGUUUGAAGUAUUUUGAGAAAGUAGCAGAGAGGAUAAAAGAUACAGGAGUGAGUGUCCGGAAAAGAGCAAUCAAAAUCAUCCGAGAUAUGUGCACUUCAAAUACUAACUUCUCUGGAUUUACAACUGCUUGCAAUGAGAUCAUUUCUCGUGUUAGCGAUGAUGAAUCAAGUAUUCAGGAUCUUGUCUGCAAGACAUUUUAUGAGUUCUGGUUUGAGGAACCUUCUGGAUUGCAGACUCAGUAUUUUGGAGAUGGUAGUUCUGUUCCAUUGGAGGUUGCUAAGAAGACUGAGCAGAUUGUUGAAGUGUUAAGGGGAAUGCCAAAUAAUCAGCUUCUUGUCACUGUCAUUAAGCGCAACUUGGCCCUUGAUUUUUUUCCACAGUCAGCUAAAGCUGCUGGGAUCAACCCUGUUUAUCUUGCAUCAGUACGUAGACGAUGUGAAUUAAUGUGCAAGUGCUUAUUGGAAAAAAUAUUGCAGGUAGAGGAAAUGAAUAGUGAGGGAGUGGAGAAUCGUACGCUUCCUUAUGUGUUGGCCUUGCAUGCAUUUUGUGUUGUGGAUCCUACACUUUGUGCUCCGGAUUCUGACCCCUCACAAUUUGUCAUCACUUUACAACCAUAUCUAAAGAGUCAGGUUGAUAACCGAGUUGUUGCACAGUUUCUGGAGAGUAUUAUUUUCAUAAUUAAUUCUGUCCUGCCCUUGAUUCGAAAGUUACCUCAAAGUCUGAUUGAAGAACUUGAACAAGACUUGAAGAACAUGAUUGUACGACAUUCUUUUUUGAGUGUUGUCCAUGCUUGCAUAAAGUGCCUGUGCUCUGUGAGUAAAGUAUCAGGAAAAAGUUCGAGUGUUAUUGCAUAUCUUAUUCAGGUUUUUUUCAAGUAUUUGGAUGGCCAGAAGUCUGACAGCAAUCAGUUUCAGCAAGUGGGGCGGUCUCUUUUUUGUCUUGGAUCGCUCAUCCGUUAUGGGAAUUUUUUGUUAAGUACCUCAAAUGACAAAAAAUUUGAUGUUGGUAGCAGUCUUAGUUUGUUCAAAAGAUACCUUCAAAUGGACGAUUUUAGUGUAAAGGUUAGAUCUUUGCAGGCUUUAGGCUUUGUUUUGAUUGCUAGGCCUGAGUAUAUGUUGGAGAAGGACAUUGGGAAGAUAUUAGAGGCAACAUUAGCACCUUCUUCUCAUAUCCGUCUUAAGAUGCAAGCAUUGCAAAAUGUGUAUGAAUAUCUACUUGAUGCGGAAAGUCAAAUGGAAACAGAUAAAGUCAGUAAUAGUGAAGUUCAAUAUGCGGCAGAAGAUGGCAGUGUGCCAGUUGCUGCUGGUGCUGGUGAUACUAACAUCUGUGGAGGUAUAGUUCAGUUGUACUGGGAUAAGAUUUUGGGAAGAUGCUUGGAUGCUAAUGAACAAAUUCGCCAGUCUGCUGUCAAGAUAGUGGAAGUUGUGCUACGCCAAGGUCUUGUUCAUCCUAUUACUUGUGUUCCAUACCUAAUAGCCCUUGAAACAGAUCCUCAGGAGGUGAACUCGAAGUUGGCGCAUCAUUUACUGAUGAAUAUGAAUGAAAAGUACCCUGCUUUCUUCGAAAGCCGUCUGGGGGAUGGCCUUCAGAUGUCAUUUCUUUUCAUUCAGUCCCUUGGUGGUGGUUCUCCGGACAGUCUAAACCAAAAGUUCCAGUCCAAGGCUGCAGGAAAUAUGAAAGGGAAAUCUGAUGGUGGCUCUCUAAGCCAAGCCAGGCUUGGAGUUUCUCGAAUUUAUAAGCUUAUUCGUGGAAACAGGAAUUCGAGGAACAAAUUUAUGUCAUCUAUUAUCCGAAAAUAUGAUAAUCUUAGCUUGGAUAAUUCAGUUAUCCCUUUUUUGAUAUACUGCACAGAAGUCCUUGCUUUGCUCCCAUUCACAUUACCUGAUGAACCCCUUUACUUAAUCUAUACUAUAAAUCGAAUUAUACAAGUUCGGGCUGGCACACUCGAGGCAAAUAUGAAAGCCAUGAGUACAGGUUUGUUACAAAGAGAUGCACAGAAGACUACGCAUGAGAAUGGAAUGUUUCAACAGGAGUCAUAUCAGCGUGUUUACAAUCAUAUCACUGCAAUGGAUUUGAAUGGGACGAUGAAGGAAGAGCCAGCUGCUGAGCCUAUUUUCUAUCAAAUGACAUCAAUUGACUUGAAUGGGACAAUUCAACCAGAGCCCAUUGUUCAGACAAUCUCACAUCAUACUCCACCAAUGGAGGCAAAGAUGCAUGAUACAAUUUCAGUUGAAUCUUGUAGAAUAUCUGAAGAGGAUCUACAGAAAAUCCAGAUUGACUCGAUUGCUGCUACUGCUUUGCAACUACUGCUGAAGCUGAAGAGGCACCUAAAGAUUGUGUAUAGUCUGAAUGAUGCCCGGUGUCAGGCAUAUUCUCCGACUGAAGUCCAAAAACCUGGAGAAAUCCUUUCUAGACAGAGCAUUGCCUUUGACAUCAGUGAUAUACGUGUCACCUUACCAUCUACUUAUCAAGAAUUUAUACAGAGAUACCAGGAAUUCAAAAAUGCUUUAAAGGAAGAUACUGUUGACUACUCGGUUUACACAGCAAACAUCAAAAGGAAGCGACCUACGCCCAGAAAAGGGCCAAGAUCUGGACGAAUGACUGGUAUGGAUGAUGAAGAUGGUUAUAGUGACGAAGAAUAUGGAGUUGGAGUUCGGAGGAUGAAUAAUAGUGGCCGAAAAGGUAACAGCUAUAGAAGGAGAUAGGCAGGGAGGGAUGGUAGUUGUAAGUACAUAACCUCUAGGCUAACAUGUACAUUAUAGGAAUAGAUACAGGAUAGGAUGAAAAAGUAAGGAAAAGAAUAGAAAUGUGGAAAACAGGAGGAGGAAAACACGGCGCAGCCUGGAAAUUUAUUGGGUCUGUUAGGAAACCGAGUGUUUUCUGAAUCUGUUUCCAAUAUGUAAUUCGCCUGGCAUUAGAGUCAUUAUAUGCAUUCUUUCUUUAUAUGAAAUUCAACCCUGUUGUUUUUUA